AUGGACCACCACCCGAAUUCGCCCCUUAGGCCCAAGAACAUCCCAUCGCACAUGCUCAAUGGAUCGUCUCCUCUUGUGACCCAAGAAAAUCGCGACGCUCGCGAAAGAGAGAGCGCUUUCAAGUCCAUCAAGUCCUCGAUGGGUCCCAAGAAAGAGCCUGUCGACCUCGAAGCCAACUACUUCCAGCCCCAUACCAGUGCCCAACCGCGCGACAAGCGUCCUGCCAGACUAGCCAAUCUCGACGAGGUCGAGGCCAGAGACCCGCGUGACGACUGGUCCUCGCAGCAGACCAGCAGAGCUAGCAGUCCCUAUACACUCGCCCCUACCAUCGACUUUGACGGUCUGAGUUGGCCCAGCACUGGCACACGAGAGAGACUCGAAUCUACCCCCGAACAGGCCGCAGCGCGCUUGGAGAAGCUCUCCGGAGCAGUCCGCACCCUGCUCGAGUGCAUCGGAGAGGACCCUGAAAGAGAAGGUCUUCACGGUACCCCCGAACGUUAUGCAAAAGCUAUGAUGUACUUCACCAAGGGCUACGAGGAGAACCUGAGGGACAUUGUUAAUGGCGCUGUCUUUCACGAGGAUCAUGAUGAGCUCGUUAUUGUGAAGGAUAUUGAAGUCUUCAGUCUUUGCGAGCACCACCUGGUCCCUUUUACCGGAAAGAUGCACAUUGGUUACAUCCCCAAUGGCCGCGUUCUCGGCCUCUCAAAGCUGGCGCGUAUCGCCGAGAUGUUCUCUCGCAGAUUGCAGGUCCAGGAACGCCUGACCAAACAAGUCGCCCUCGCCCUGUCCGAAGUCCUCCAACCGCAGGGUGUUGCUGUCGUUAUGGAAUCUAGCCACCUGUGUAUGGUCAUGCGUGGCGUUCAAAAGACCAGCGCCACAACUACUACCAGCUGUAUGCUCGGCAGAAUGCGCUCAACUGCCAAGACGAGAGAGGAGUUUUUGAACCUGCUCAACAGAAGGUAG
Molecule: messenger RNA, 963 nt
Organism: Aureobasidium namibiae CBS 147.97
Lineage: Eukaryota; Fungi; Ascomycota; Dothideomycetes; Dothideales; Saccotheciaceae
Product: GTP cyclohydrolase I
Exons: 3
Coding region: 1-963 (320 amino acids)
Biological process (GO): tetrahydrofolate biosynthetic process; tetrahydrobiopterin biosynthetic process
Cellular component (GO): cytoplasm
Molecular function (GO): GTP cyclohydrolase I activity; zinc ion binding; GTP binding
Source: RefSeq, a predicted model, not a curated record